Messenger RNA from Phaeodactylum tricornutum CCAP 1055/1, 706 nucleotides. RefSeq lists its product with no specific name. The coding region runs from base 1 to 522 and encodes 173 amino acids. Gene Ontology annotation, cellular component: mitochondrion; oxoglutarate dehydrogenase complex. The transcript has 3 exons. NCBI's taxonomy places the organism in Eukaryota, Bacillariophyta, Bacillariophyceae, Surirellales, Neidiaceae. Gene Ontology annotation, biological process: tricarboxylic acid cycle. The record is from RefSeq and is a predicted model, not a curated record. Gene Ontology annotation, molecular function: oxoglutarate dehydrogenase (succinyl-transferring) activity; thiamine pyrophosphate binding.
AUGAAAUUUUUGACUCUCCACCCAGCAGCCAACUCUUUCCUGUUCACAACUAAGGGGGAUCAGCAUGAAGUCAUCCUGUCACAAAGGGGGUUUGUUGGGAUCAGCUUUUACUCGCAAGCCGCCGAAGAGAUUUCUGACAACGAAGAACCCCACGAGCCGUUGUUCUCGGGCAAAGCUGCGGGUGAGCAAGCACUCGGUCCGGCACAGUGCAUUCUAGAAAAAAAGAUGUUCUCGCUGUCCGGGCACGUUACCAAGCCUGUCAGCCUGAAGAAGAUUCGUAACGUUUUACCAAUCCUAUUGCACGGAGACGCCACCUUUGCCGGGCAAGGUGUAGUCUACGAGACCAUGCAAAUGGCCGAGGUGCCCGAUUUGAUGUUGAUUGUCUUCACCACCAACCCCCUACAUUUGCGCUCGACGCCCUACUCGUCGGAUUUGGGCAAGGCCUUCACUUGCCCCAUCUUUCACUGCAACGGCAAUGAUCCCCUAGCAGUAUCGACGGCACUCGAGACCGCCGUCGAAUGACGUCACGAAUGGGGCAUGGAUGUCAUUAUUGAGAUGGUCUGCUACCGUUGUAAUGGUCACAACAAAUUGGAUCAGCCGGCCUUUACGCAACCCAAACUCUAUAAGGAAAUCUCUCAACACCCACCAACCCUGGAAAUUGUCGAAAAGUGAUUGAUUGAAGAAGGAACCUUAUCCAAAGAAGAAU